Molecule: messenger RNA, 1630 nt
Organism: Stomoxys calcitrans (stable fly)
Lineage: Eukaryota; Metazoa; Arthropoda; Insecta; Diptera; Muscidae
Gene: Polr2M
Exons: 4
Coding region: 129-1340 (403 amino acids)
Biological process (GO): transcription elongation by RNA polymerase II
Cellular component (GO): nucleus
Molecular function (GO): transcription elongation factor activity
Source: RefSeq, a predicted model, not a curated record
UGCGGUAGAAUUGCAAACAGAAGUUUUAUUGAGGAAAAAAAUUCUAAAUUUUGGGCUAACUUUAUUAUAAGCAGGCCAAUAAUUAAAAAGGGCCCUUAUUGGAUUACAACAGCAACUUGAAUAUCAAAAUGAGUUCAAUACCAAGGCCCAUAUUAAACCGCAUUCCUGGUGAAAUGCCCAAAGCUCAGAAAGAGUGUCAUGUCAAAGAUCUAACCAAGCUUACACAAAUAGAACUAAUGGACAUAAAAGAAAGGGAAGCCAAGCUAUUGGCCAACAAAGCUAAUUUACAAAAAUUGCCUGACAAGGGCAAACGGAUUCAGGAUUUCUAUGACAAGGUUGUGGCGGAACUUGACAGACGCUCUAAUGUGGAGGAGGCUGCCAAAUUAUUCUCAGCUCUCAACAUAGCAUCAAAAGGUGAAAGGGCACUGAAUGAAAUGGAGUGGCGGGGAAAAAUUGGUCAAGCUGACCAUGAUGCCUUAAAUGACAUUCUCGACAGUGACGAUGAGUUGGAGAUGGAUCCUUUGCGCAUUAUAGCCCAAAAACAAAUGCAUGAGCGCAAAGUGAAAGUUGAACCACCCGAAGAGAAAUUAAUCACUGCAGAAGACCUCAAGGAAAUUCAAUCGUUUAAAGCUGAUUCGCCCGGCUCUGGAGUAAAUACCGAAAAUGCUAGUGGCGAUCUAAAUACCACAGCCAUAGAUGCUGAAAUAGUUGCAAUCGAUUUAAAGGAAAAACUGGAGUCUCUGAAACCUAAACUGCAAAGUCUCAAUGCUAGUUUAAACUCUUCUCGCAACGAGUCUAGAACAUCCAGCUCAUGUUCCCAACAUUUAGAUUUAGAUCCCCAUGUCCAUUAUUUAGUGGAAAAGACUGAAGUACAAGUAGCAACAAAUCAAAAACCAAAAUUCCUGCCAUUCCGCACAACAGUCUCCAAUGUCCAUGAUCCCGCCAAAGAAAAGCAAAGAAAGAAAGGUAAAAACUGGGAGAUUACGGCGGCUACGCCACCGCCAAUACAGCAUCAUGCUACCCAACUACUGAGUCUCAUGGAUUCGGUUGAAAUACAGACCGAUUAUUUGUUAAAACUAAAAGAACUGCAAGAAAAACAAGCCGCCGAACGCUUGGCAGCCAAAGUGAAACGUAUGGAAAAAAUAAAAAUGCAACUGCCAGCAGAUGAAAUCUUAAAAACCAAUCCCUCCUUUACAAAUUAUCGUUCCAAACCUGCGGAUAAAAAAGCUAACCACACAAAUCACAUUGAAGGAGAACAGAAAUUCAAUGAAGACGAUGAAGUCACAGAUCCUUUGGAUGAGGAAAAAUCUGGAGGCGUUACCUACACAGUCUAUGAUUAAAAAACAAGUGACAACAACAUCAAUCAUUUGACAUAGAUCGUUACAAUAUUUCUAUAAAAAAACAUUUUCAAAACAAGAGCUGGGCUCGAAUUUGUUCAGAGUCUUAAUUGCUCCUUCUUAUGUAUGUAUGUGAUUUUAUUUUAAAUUAUAUCUGUAUGUUAGUUAAUUUUUUUGUAAAAGAAACUCGUUUAUAUUGAAUAGAAUUGUGUCGCUGUCGAUGCUUGCAAUUCGAUUUGACCCAUUUUGAAUUGGAGACGUUGUAGCCAUUUCAGUAGAACUUCAGCACUGUG